Nannochloropsis gaditana CCMP526 is the source of this 952-nucleotide messenger RNA. RefSeq names its product nudix hydrolase. The record is from RefSeq and is a predicted model, not a curated record. Gene Ontology annotation, molecular function: acetyl-CoA hydrolase activity; coenzyme A diphosphatase activity. The transcript has a single exon. The annotation marks the transcript as partial. Gene Ontology annotation, biological process: coenzyme A catabolic process.
GUUGGCCAUGCACAAUCACAACAAAAUGUCCAAUGUUGUCCACAAGCGUCAGCUUCCAGUCUUACAACUCCAUCGAGUUUUGGUGGGAGCUUCGUGAGAAAUGAUGCCAUGGCGUAUAACAGGAGUCGUGCUACCAGUCCCGUUACGCUUUGCAAAGCUGCUGUUCUUAUACCUCUUUUCGAAAACCGAGAAGAUGGCAAGAUACAUUGCUUGCUGACCGUUCGACCGUCGCACAUGCGAGCUCAUGCAGGAGAGGUGUGUUUCCCUGGCGGGAAACUAGACGAUGGGGAGGAUGUCGUGUCUGCAGCGCUGAGGGAAGCAUGGGAGGAGGUCGGACUUGCACCCAAGGUAGUGCGUGUGCUAGGAACAAUGACCCCGACCCUCUCACUUCAUCUCUACGAAGUUACACCCGUGGUAGCUGUUAUACCUCCUGACUUCGUCGCACAGCCCAACCCUGAGGUGAUGAAAGAGCGAGAGAAAUGGACUCGGAUGACUACCAUAGUGACAAAUUACUUGUUCCCCUUUGUAUUAUUACACCUCUUGGUGUCAAUCACAGGAGGUUGCCGAGGUAUUUUCUUGUCCGCUCAGCCUCAUCAUGUCCCCAUCACCUGGCCAACACACAUGUCAAGAUUUGCACUGGUUUAGCGCCUGGCGGAUGCACAAAUUUCGGCAUGCAGAUAAAUGGGAUGUGUGGGGUUUGACAGCUGAGACCCUGCUUCGACUUGUCAUCUUUUGCUUUCCUGAGCACCCUUUCCCAUAUGAAACAUGUCAUCCCGACGGAACACACAUGGAAACAUGGUAUCGAAGGGUGCUGGCACUCCCAGAAUUUCAUGAGCAAGCACAGGCAGCUGAAAGUAAACGCGCAAGAAAAGCAGGCAGCCGCGCUAAUAGACAAAGCCGCAGGUCGCUCACAGGUGAAAAGAAGUCUUAGCUGUGGAGUUGGGGAAUGUUC